Messenger RNA from Drosophila virilis, 608 nucleotides. RefSeq names its product tetratricopeptide repeat protein 21B. Gene Ontology annotation, molecular function: protein binding. NCBI's taxonomy places the organism in Eukaryota, Metazoa, Arthropoda, Insecta, Diptera, Drosophilidae. Gene Ontology annotation, biological process: intraciliary retrograde transport; protein localization to cilium. The record is from RefSeq and is a predicted model, not a curated record. Gene Ontology annotation, cellular component: intraciliary transport particle A.
UAUUUGUCAUCUUUAAUAUCCAUCUCCACUCCAAAUAGAAUUGCUUAGGACUAUCAAUUCGCAGGAAAGUAAUAGAACUUCUGAGGGCCUUGGUACUUGUAUAAUAUGUUUUCCGUUUCAAGGGUUAUGUGCAGCAGCCUUAAAAAUAUUUGCAUCAUUUCCUUGCCAAAAGCCAAUCGGGUUGUAUAUUCACAAUUACAGCUGCCUCUUAGAACUCAAAAUUUCACAACUUUAAAAAAACCCGAAACAUUUCAAAUAUCAAGAUUACGUACCCAUUGUAGGUGCAUGGGUACAAUUAUUAAAAUAGUGCACGAAGAAAAUAGGUUUUUUAUAGAAAUGAACGAUGAAGUUGCUGAAUUGAAAUACUCUAUUAAUGAUGGAGUUAUGGAAAUAAAGCAGACAAAGGUUCCUAAAAAAUUGGGCGGACACGGUCUGGGCAAGUUAUUGGCUAAGGUAGCUUUGGAAUAUGCCGUACAACAUGACUUAAUUCUCAAAAUAUCAUGCAGUUUUGUACAAUUCUACAUUGAACAAUAUGAACCACGUUACUUAAAAUAUAUCUUGUAUUAACUGUGUAAUUUAUUAAUAAACCUAAAUACUAUUAAUAUGGA